AAUGGAUAACACUGCUACGUGGCAGUGUUUAGAGGACUUCUCAUCGUGACCAGACCCAACAAAAAAAAAAAAAACAGUUGCUUUCCCAAGAUGACGUCAAAAAUCUAGACCAAGAUCCACAUAGUCACAGGCCAACCACGCGUCCUCAUUUCACACCCACCAAUCACAUAAAGGAAUUUCAAGAAUAAAUCCAUUCCCUUUCCACGCUUCGGCGCGUGUUCUUCUCUCUUGUUCCAUUCCCUUUCCGUGGCCCUUUCUCCUUUAGCCGUGUGUCUCACGGUCCCUUUUUUAGAGUACGAUUGUGUUUCACCUCAUUUGUUUGAAACCGAUUUAGUUGUUCUCUGCUAAUAGAAUAAAACCACGUGUUAUAUUUCUCGAACCUUUCCAAAGACACUUUCCACUACGCUACGUCCGAGGUCGGAACACGUGUACAACCCCUUUCGGCAAUGCUGGACACCUUCUCGAUUCUGAUUGGUCAACCUGUGGGACCAUACUCUGAGCUCAAUUACGCCGGAUUCCACCCUCUCUAUUAUCAUCUGAUUUUUCUUUUUUUUUUAAAAGACAAUAAUGCCAACGAAUCGGGUCAAGUCGCUGUUCCCGGGUUAAAGCCUAAGCCACGUGUCCUUCUCUAACUUCCCACUCACUAUGAUUAUUGUCGAAACGCUCCAUCUUAGAGAAAAAGACUCUGAGUGAAAGAGAGAGCUAGAGAGAGAAAAAAAAAAAACAGAUAUGGAAACUAAAGCUUUCUAGGUAUAUUGCCCUAGGUUGGGUGGUGGUUGCGCACGAUAGGAUGAACGGUGGCCCAGAAAGCUGGGGCAUGAUGAUAAGAUGCGCUGGGACUGCGCACGAUAAGUCAGUGAUAAACCCGGUAAUGCUUAGAUUCCGGCCGAUUGCACCGAAACCCUCGGGUUCGGGAUCCGACGUCGUUUCUGGCACUGGCUUGGGAUCUGAUAACAAGAGCUCCCUUUAUUCUAAGGGGAUGAUGAGAAAGAAGAGAAAGUACGUUAGGGUUCGUAGGAAUAGUGGUUAUACGAGAAAGAAAAAGUCUUCGAUAUCUCGGGAAAAUACCGGGAACCCUAAGUUUGAUGUUGUUGAUGAUGAUCGUACGGUGACGCUGCAACUGUUGCCAGAGAAAAGUGAUCUGAACCGUUCGGUAGUGAACGGGUUAGAUCUCAUUAGUAACAGCAGUAGUAGUAAUAGCGGGGACACUAAUCAUCGGGACCUACGCACGUGGCUAGACUGGAAAAAACCAGAGAGCCAUGGUCAGUCUAAGGUGACAGAUCGGAGGGGUUCGUUUGUGGUUCACACUUGGGUGACGGUUGAGAGCGUGACAGCCACAUGCACGGUCGACGAUCGUGAACGCGAUCACGAUAAUAAUAACCAUCAAGGGUACGGGAGUACGGACGUGGAGAGAGUGAGAAAUCUAGAGAUUGACACGUGUCCGGGGUUUAUAUCGGACGGUUCCAACAGCGUGUUGUGGGUAAACGGAGCUUUUAGAAGCAUGGUUGUGAGGGAAGGUGAAAAUGACGGGCUGUCACCGGAGAUAAUGGUAGUUUUGGUAAUUAAAGAGAAGUUACCGUCCUUUUAUUCGAGUCUCACUGGACACGUAAAGCUGCAUUACACGAUAUUUGGUGGUGGAAUGGAGAAUGAGAAGUACUCACGAAUAAUAGUUCCCUGUGACUUGUGGAGAAUGGACGGUGGAGGAUUUGCAUGGAGACUAGACGUUGAAGCUGCCCUCACUUUGGGCCGUUGAUCUUGAUCUUUUAACAUCUUCUUGAGUUUUAUCUACAAUGAGAUCAGAAUUCAGGUUUUCUCAAAGAGGAGACUUGAUAAUUAAAUAUCGUGAGGAUUUCGAAGAAUAUUGAUCGAACUUGAAGAUCGGUCUUGUAAGUGUAGAUAUAUAUAUAUAUACUUAUAUAUAUUAAUGAAAAUUAAGUAAGGUAUAUAUAGAGACUAUAUAGCUUGAUCAUGGAAGCAAAAUAACAGCAGAGAAGUGGAUCAGCUAGGGUUGAGCUCAUCAAGUUUGUGCCAGAAAUUGAAGCUUUUUUUAUGGCUACACUGCUUUAAAUUUGUGCAAAAUUCUGUACCAGAUUUAUGUACGUAAACAGCCCUGCUCAUGCACUAAUAUUUAGUCUGGUACGUUACAUAUAUAUACAUAUAAUAUCACAUAUUGAUAUAUAUUGUAGGUGCGUAUUGGAAAAUUUAUACGUACUGUAUUAACUAUAAUUUGUGUUAUACAUGUGUAUGAUGAAGUGUGCAAUGUCUGACUUUUAUUAAAUGUGACAAGUUUUUUUUU
Messenger RNA from Humulus lupulus (European hop), 2296 nucleotides. RefSeq lists its product as uncharacterized. The record is from RefSeq and is a predicted model, not a curated record. The coding region runs from base 791 to 1753 and encodes 320 amino acids. Lineage: Eukaryota; Viridiplantae; Streptophyta; Magnoliopsida; Rosales; Cannabaceae. The transcript has 2 exons.